CUUUUUUCGCAUCGAUUUUUAUUUUUAUUUUCAUUUUGACGGCUCGAAUUGAUAUAUCCAUAAGAAAAAUAAUAAUUUCUUAAUUCCAAAACCAAAGAUGUUGUCGAUUAGUCCAUUUGUGUAUUGGGCUCAGACAGCCGAGCAAAUUUCAUUGAAAAUUGACUUGAAAGAUGUCAAGGAAUACAAAAUUAAAAGCGAUAAUACAAAGUUCAACUUUUCGGCAUCAGGAGUCGGUGCUCGAGGACUUCAGGAAUAUAAAUUUACGCUAGACUUACUAAAUGAGAUUGAUCACGAGAAAGUCAAAUCGAUCAAUACUGAUAACAAAGUUGACAUUUUUAUACCAAAAUUGAAAAGUGGAUUCUGGCCUCGAUUGAUAUGCCAACAACAAAAACCAACGUGGCUGAAAAUAGAUUUUGAUAGAUGGAAGUCUGAGGACAUGGAUGAUGAAGAUGAGGAAGAAAAUCAUCGGAAUAUCAUGAAGGACUAUCCAGACAUGUACGAUAGACUUCAAAAAGAGGAACUGGGCUUUAGAAAAGAAAGUCUUAAGAAAGUUUAUCUUAUUUUUUACAACUUAUUCCAAUUUGUUGGAUUUACUUAUGUCCUUACUGUCAUGGGUAUUCGAUAUUAUCGCGAUGGUGAGGAAUCAAUGCCAGGAACUUAUGAGGCUGUUGGAAAUGCUUUUAAAUUUAUACAGCUAUUGCAAUAUUUGGAAGUGAUGCAUCCAAUAUUCGGAUAUACAAAAGGAGGAGCAUUAAUGCCAUUUAUACAAGUUACAGGAAGAAACUUCAUUCUCUUUGCUAUGCUGGAAUAUGAACCGAGAAUGCUGACAAAGCCUGUUGUGUUCUAUUUGUUCAUUGUAUGGGCAUCAAUAGAAAUCGUUCGAUAUCCUUAUUACCUUACACAACUCUUCAAAUUCGAGAUUGGAAUUCUUACAUGGCUGCGUUAUUCAAUGUGGAUUCCAUUAUAUCCACUCGGAGUUUUAUGUGAAGGAAUCAUCAUCUUAAGGAAUAUUCCAUACUUUGAGGAGACAAAGCGCUUAUCGAUCGAGAUGCCUAAUAAGCUUAAUUGGACAUUCCACAUGCCAACAUUUUUGUAUCUAUAUUUAACAUUCUUAAUUCUACCCGGCAUCAUUUUUAUCAUGUCUCACAUGCAAAAAAUUCGCGCUAAGAAACUCGGACGUCGAUCGAAGUUUGAUUGAUUUUUUUGUUAUUGUGUUUCGAGUGAAUUUUAUGAUUUUUGUGGAUGUAUUUUCAAGUCUUUAACUUUUAUGUUAUGCUAAUGUAGUAGCGAAUUUUUCUUUUAUGUUAAUUUCAAAUCAGAUGAGCACAAAGUAUUGGAACUUAAAAAUAAAGAACAAGUCGGGGUUAUCGAAGCUUUAUUCCACUUACGUCAAAUUAUAUAAUAACUUUUAUUUAAUUACUUUCAUGCUUGAAUAUUUGCGAGAUAAGGUCAGUGUCUAGUCUUAUCAAGAGCACGAGAUUGAUUCCUGCUUGUGAAAGAAGAAGGAAAGGAAGAUCCAAAAAUGUCUUGUUGACGGAGGUCAAUCUGGUGUGUUUGCAAAUCUUACUGAAUAAAUGCGGUACGCAGAAUAGCCUAUUUAUAAACUUUUGGUAAAAAUGUGAAUUUCAGCAUGAUUUGGUAGAAUAACAUUUAGGCAAUGGUUGAAUGACAUUUUGGUCAUGACCACAUACUUCAUUAAUCUCUGCAUUCACGUUUUUAUUAUCGG
Chironomus riparius is the source of this 1726-nucleotide messenger RNA. The record is from the annotation of a GenBank genome assembly. NCBI's taxonomy places the organism in Eukaryota, Metazoa, Arthropoda, Insecta, Diptera, Chironomidae.